Molecule: messenger RNA, 3226 nt
Organism: Lytechinus variegatus (green sea urchin)
Lineage: Eukaryota; Metazoa; Echinodermata; Echinoidea; Temnopleuroida; Toxopneustidae
Product: 85/88 kDa calcium-independent phospholipase A2-like
Exons: 15
Coding region: 178-2781 (867 amino acids)
Biological process (GO): positive regulation of ceramide biosynthetic process; cardiolipin acyl-chain remodeling
Cellular component (GO): mitochondrion
Molecular function (GO): protein binding
Source: RefSeq, a predicted model, not a curated record
UUCCCCCCACAGACGUGCGUGACGUAGACGACACAAUGUUGUUUUCAGUUAUGCCUAAAAGUUUUAGAAAUAAAGACGAGUGAUUUUCAUCGAAUUGUGACAUCUGUGACCUGGAUCGAACUAAUUGCCUUCAAAUUACAGCGAAUUCAAUUCUUAACCUUGAAGUGAGAGCACAUAAUGGCUUUCAAAAAUCCAUUUAGCUCCAACUCCUCCAUGGGGUUCGUGUUCAACACCGUCAUGAGCAGCAUCCCGCAGACGGAGUCGUACAAGUGGACUGUGCGCAAGGAAAAGCCCCAGAAGUAUGUCUCUAUGGUAGUUGUCGCCCAUGCAGAUUACAUGAAGGUGUACAAUGAUGAGAAGGGAAAGGUGUUUGAGUGUGUCGUCCAAGCUCCCGGGGGAUCUGACGCUUUCAGUUUGUUCCGUUUAACAAAUGAGGAUGAUGCCUUAGCCAGGUUCAUACUCCUACAUCAACACAUCCAGCCAUUUUUCAAUGGUCCGAUGGGACUCUACGAUGUGACUGUAUUACAGAAGCUAAGUGACAUCACCAGGAAAAAGGAAAACAUAUCACAUGCCCAUGCAGCUGUCCUAGCGGGUUUGAAUGAUGCUUUCAGGUGCCCAGAAGUAAUCAAGCAUGUGAACAGUAAGAAUGGUCCCACAGGAAAGACACCUCUUCAUUCAGCCAUAGAGUGUAGGUCCAUGCAGGCGGUUAUGCAACUCCUUGAUUGCGGAGCUUCUCAAGAAAUGGUGGAUGACAACGGGGAUGGCGUCUUCCACUAUGCUGCAAGAUCUCCAGCCUUUGGCAGUCAAGUCAUGUCAGUAUUGUCCAAAGACAAACAGCUGAUGGACCGAACCAACAAGGCCGGUCAGUCUGCCCUCCUAGUAGCCUGUCAAGAGGGUAACUUUGAUACAGCUGUCAAGCUGGUUAGAUCAGGAGCCACGGUGGAUAUGAACGAUAACGUGGGAUACCCCAUCCACUAUGCCCUCAAAAAGUGCAAUGUUAACACUGCACUGAUUAUUCUGGAAAAACAUCGAAAUCAGGGUAGAGCCAAAUGCAUCAAACAUGGAGGUACCCCUCUCCACUGGGCAAAGAGUACAGAGUUCGUCAAGCUGGUUCUUGAACAGGAGUACGACAUCGAUGCCAUCAGCAAGAGUGGUGAUACGGCCCUAAGCAUCAUGAUCCAGCGCAGUCGACCGCUCUGCGCCCUCACGCUCAUGACCGCGGGAGCAGACCCAAACAUCGCUGAUAAAAACGGAAAUACUCCGCUUCACCAUGCAGUCAAGAUCAAAGAUUUACAGACAGUUCAUCUCCUCAUUGGCUUUGGGGCAGAGGUCAACAAACUUAACAAUAGAGGGGAAUCCCCUAGACAUCUAGCCGCUACUGACAUCCUCAACACUAUUGGAGGGAUGAUGGGGAUGAAACAAAGGAUGGAGAAAGGUUUUCUGCUUGUCGCCCCCUGGACUCAAAACCCUGAGCAGCUUGUGGAUCGUUACUCAGGAAUGAAUUCCGAGGUCAUUUAUGCUCUCCAUGCUGUAGGGGCGGAGCGUUGCCCCCCUGGGACCAAAGGAUGCCAGGGAGGAUGCAAGCAUGGGGGUCAGAACAAUGGAAUGGCCCCCAAGAUUGGCAUGGACCAGGUUGAUGCUGGAGCCCAAGUCUACAACAAAUACCUCACUCAGUGCAUAGCAGACAUGAGCAUCGCUGCCCGAACUGGCCGGCAAGGAAGAGACGAGAGUGACCUUGCCAUGGACACAACCGAUGGUGCCUCGGAUCCUUCUCAGCGACGGUCAGAGGAUACCGUUCUUUGUCUUGAUGGUGGGGGUAUCAAAGGAUUGAUCUUGACUCAGAUGCUGGCUGCCAUAGAGAAGUCUUCAGGGAAGAAGAUCGUUGAGAUGUUUGACUGGAUCGUAGGGACCAGCACGGGAGGCAUCCUCGCUUUAGCCCUAUCACAAGGAUUCAGUGUAGAAGAAUGCAGGAAACUGUACAUGGCUCUCAAGGAUGAAGUCUUUACAGGAUCCAGACCGUACAACUCAGACAAGUUUGAGUCUUUCCUGCAGAGUACCUUUGGCCCGGAAACUACCAUGGAUCAACACACAUACCCAAGAAUUCUGGUGUCUGGGACGCUGGGAGACCGAAGUCCUCCAGCUCUCCAUCUAUUCCGUAACUAUGACGCCCCAGAGACAUCCUCAGCUUGGAUCGCAGCUAAUCAGGAACCAUUUGAACCCGUUCUAAAACCAUCAGAGCAACUGGUGUGGAAAGCUGCCCGUUCUAGCGGUGCUGCACCAACCUACUUCAGACCGAUGGGUCGAUUCCUGGACGGCGGUCUCAUUGCCAACAAUCCUUCAUUAGAUGCGCUGACUGAGAUCCAGGAGUAUUACAUGUAUAAGAAAGCACAGGGUGAACCAGUGCGUAAGAUUGGGGCAGUGGUAUCCUUAGGUACCGGACUGAUGCCCCUCAAGCCUAUAGCCCACGUUGAGAUCAUGAGGCCUAACAGUGCUGUUGAUCUGCUCAGUGCUGCCAAGUCACUAGCAGGAGGUGCUAACUUGAUAGACAUCAUGGUAGAACAGGUUUGUGAAUCAAGAAUGCGUGCCGUUGACCGAGCGAGGGCGUGGUGUUUCUCAAUUGGCACACCCUUUUUCCGGCUCAGCCCACCACUGAGCCAAGAUAUCACAAUGGACGAGACAAGGGAUCAUGUACUCUUAAAGAUGCUCUUUGAUACGCAGUGUUACAUCCAAAAGAACAAGGAAAACAUACAACAAAUGACCGACGUGAUCAACUCCUUGUAAUGCUUAGGAUACCAAAGAUUUCAGGACUGCUGUGCCAAGGUAGAUGUUGAUGUUAAAUCAGGCAAGGGCCCAGGCAUCUACUCUUGGAAGAUGAUAUUGAUACACGGUUUUACAUUCAGAAGAAUGGAAAAAAAAUAACUAACUUGAUCAACUCCUUACAGUACUGUGGAGUUCUGAACUUUCAUAACACAGUUUUAUGCGCCUUUGCUAAUCAGCCAUUUCCUAGCCUUAUCUUUGAGAGGAUAAAAGAUGGGCAUAGUGCAAUAUGUGAAGAUGGAAGUAUUUUUGCAAGGAGUUUGUUAGUUUAACAUAGCAACGUAGAUGGUAUCAGGAGGAUCGGUUUAGAAUAUCUGCUGAUAAAUGGGUGAUAAUGAGGAUGAUGAUAUGGAUUUAUAGUCAUGGUGAUGAUAAUGGAGAUGGUGAUAAUGAUGUUGAUGAUGAUGAU